Molecule: messenger RNA, 702 nt
Organism: Trichobilharzia regenti
Lineage: Eukaryota; Metazoa; Platyhelminthes; Trematoda; Strigeidida; Schistosomatidae
Source: the annotation of a GenBank genome assembly
AUGGAGGAAGCUAUUAAAGAAUAUGAUGAACUGGUUGCUAAAGGACAAUUUCAAAAAGCCUACGAUCUUGCUACAAACACUCUGGAAGUUCAUAAUCAAGUAGAAAUGCUGUGGAGGAAAGCUCAAGUCUGUUUUCUAUUUGUUUAUUAUGUGGAUACUAAACCAAGCAAAGAAGUGUGUGAGAAGUAUUUAACAGAAGGCAUGAAUUCUGCUAAACGAGCUGUUGCUGUAGACAAAAAACAUGCGAAUUCUUUAACUUGGUAUGGAAUUCUGUUGGAUGAAGUUAGCAAUCUUAAAGGGAUACAGGAGAGAAUGAAGAAUGUCGGUGAAUUAUAUGUUUUGUGGACGAAAUCUCAACAAAUUGAUCCAAAUAACUUUCUGACUGAGAGCAGUCUUGGAAUCUGGCAUUUUAUUAUGACGGAAUUUUAUAAUUCCAAACCAGAGUUUUUUCGAAAUACCAACUUCACUGGGAAUGAAUUCUCUUAUCAAAAGGCCCUGGAACAUAUGCUCAAGUGUGAAAGCUUGGCACCCGGUAGAUCACUGAUAACAUUGGAAUAUUUGGCCAAGUGUUAUGCACGUCUCGGUGACAAGGAUAAGGCUAGAGAAGUCUGUCAGAAAGUACUCAAUCAUCCUGCUAGACAUGUAGAAGCACAAGAGGCCAAGAAGGCAGCUGAUGAACUGCUGAGACAGCUUAAAAGAUAA